Molecule: messenger RNA, 1197 nt
Organism: Oppia nitens
Lineage: Eukaryota; Metazoa; Arthropoda; Arachnida; Sarcoptiformes; Oppiidae
Product: testis-specific serine/threonine-protein kinase 3-like
Exons: 1
Coding region: 1-1197 (398 amino acids)
Biological process (GO): protein phosphorylation
Molecular function (GO): ATP binding; protein kinase activity
Source: RefSeq, a predicted model, not a curated record
AUGAAAUCUUUUUGGAUGUAUUUAUGCUGUUGUUGUUUCUGUAAUUGUUGUAAAGUUAAACAGAAAGAUGGGCCAAAAGAUGAUAAAAAUAAAAUUUGCGAUGAAUUGAGAGAUAAAAAAGUUAAAAAUGUAAUAAUUGAUGAAAAUUCAGAUAAAUUGAGUAAAAUUGUCAGUAAUUAUGAUGUAUUGGAUGAGGAAAGUGAUCAAAAGUUACUGAUUGAUGAGGAAAGGUUAGCUCAAGAAUUGGACAAAUCAUUGAUAGGUGGGAACAAUACUUAUGGCAAUUCAGUUAAACGACACAAUAGUUUAUUGACUGAAAACAGUGAUUUGCAUUUAUUAGACACCAAUUCAAGUGAUUUCGUUGCUCUCCAACUAUUUAUGGGUUUAAGAAAGCAUAAAGUGAUUGAAUCGAUCGGUUUUGGUAAUUAUGGACAACUGUUUAAAGCAUUCAAUGAAGUCAAGCAAAGAGAUGUAGCCAUUAAAGUGAUUGAUAUUAAAACAGUUGGCGACAAGUAUUCAAUUAAGUUUAUGCCCCGAGAGGUCAAUAUUAUUCGUAAACUCAAUCACAAGAAUAUCGUUAAGACAUACGAAAUGAUGAGAACUAAUGACAAGAUUUAUAUAAUUACGGAGUUGUUGUCAAAAGGAUCGAUAGCUGAAUGGCUAGAAAAUAACGGUUCAUUCAGUGAAUACAUGGCUUGGCUUAUGUUUAGACCGAUUCUUGAGGCACUCGACUAUAUGCACAGUCAGAAGAUAGCGCACAGAGACCUCAAAGUCAACAACAUUUUGUUGACAGAAAACUUGAACCCAAAACUAUGUGAUUACAACUACGCUCUGAUUGUUGACCAAAUAAGACCCAGAAGUCAGACCUAUACGACUACUUUCUUUUAUUUAGCGCCAGAAAUAUUUCAAUAUUUGCCUUACAGUCCAUUUAUAGCCGAUAUCUGGAGUUUAGGUGUUUGUCUAUAUGUUAUGAUUACCAAUAGAGUGCCCUUUGAUAUAGACGAAGACUCUGAUGUUUUAGACAACCAAUUGACCGCACAAUGGAGUUAUUGGUCAGAGAUUAGACAUAAUCUUUCGCCACCACUCAGACAAAUGAUUGCUUAUCUUUUAGAUCCCGAUGUUGACAGACGACCCAUAACUCUGGAUAUAUUUAAACAUAAAUGGAUUGUCAAUAAUCCAGAGUUUUAUAAUAUUUAA